UUCCCCCUCUUUUUGUCAAAAGAGAAGCCAAUGGGCAAUCUUAGGAUUGGUCCAAAAAGCACAAUUUUAAGAAAUCAAAACUCUUAACUGAAAGAUUUUGCAUGGGCCCAAAUUUAGCUUCUUCCUAUUAGAAAUCCCCCCUCCAACAUACUCUCUUUCUCUUGACCUUAUCUCCCUAUUUUCUCCAUUAUUUCCGUGGAAGGAUGAUAUAAUAAUCACCACCACCUUUUGUAAUAUAGUAAUGACACAUCAUUGUUAAUAUCCAAAACGCAAAAAAAGAAUCUAUUUAUUGGAUUCAAUAUUAAUCAAUAAAAAUUAAAAAAAGAGAGAAAAAAAGAGGACUUACCUUUCAAAGCAAACCGACCAGUUCUUGCGGUUGUUGGCUUGGCUUCAUCAAAUUGAAACGCUUCAAAGCUUUACAAACUUGAGCUUCUUCUCCACAGACACGCCACUUGAAGCCCUUUUCUUCUAAUAUCUUUUGCUUGCAGGAUGUGUCAUCUCUAUAUUCCUUCCUAUCUCUUUUCUCUUCUUUAUUGACAUAUUUGAUGAUAUCUCCAACUGCAUAUAGAUUCCAAAACGUGAAAGAACUGAAUGACAUAUUACAUUACACGCAUCUCCUUUCAAAAUUCACCAAAUCUUUCUAUCCUUUUCUGUUCAUAUCAUGUUUACGUUUCUAUCAAAUUAUUUUACCUUUUCCAAUCGAAGUUAGAAGUAAUGAUCUAAAGAAUGAUUUGGGGAAUUGAAACAGAACAACCUGAGAGUAGUACAUCUUCUCAUCAGCAGUCAAUACUUCUCCCUAUGAGAAUCAUUCUGAUUUCCUUGCUGAUUAUUCAAUUCUUUACCAAUUCUGAAUGUCUAAGCAGAGCUGAUUUUCCAGAUGGCUUCAUAUUUGGAACUGCAGCAUCGGCAUACCAGUUUGAAGGGGCUGUAGAUGAAGGAAAUCGAGGUGCCAGCAUAUGGGAUACAUUUGUGAAGGAACCAGGAAGAAUACUAGACUUCAGCAAUGCAGACAGGACUGUUGACCAAUACCACAGAUUUAAGGACGAUAUACAGCUGAUGAAAGAUAUGGGAAUGGAUGCCUACAGAUUCUCAAUCUCAUGGCCAAGAAUCUUUCCAAAUGGGACAGGAAAGCCCAACGCAGAUGCCAUAAACUAUUACAACAAUUUUAUAGAUGCUUUGCUAGAAAAAGGAAUCCAACCUUUUGUAACUCUUUACCAUUGGGAUCUUCCUCAAGUGCUUGAAGACAAGUACGAAGGAUGGCUGAGCAGAAGGAUAGUAAAAGAUUUUGAACAUUAUGCCGUUACAUGCUUUCAAGCAUUUGGUGAUAGAGUGAAGCACUGGAUCACCUUCAAUGAACCACAUGGUUACUCAAUAAAAAGCUAUGACCUAGGAAUUCAAGCUCCUGGUAGAUGUUCUUUUUUGGGUCAUAUAUUAUGCAAGAAGGGAAAUUCAUCCUCUGAACCAUAUAUAGUGGCACAUAAUAUUCUCUUGUCUCAUGCUGCUGCUUAUCAGAGUUACGGAAAUCAUUUCAAGAAAAGACAAGGAGGUCAGAUAGGAAUAGCAUUAGAUGCCAUAUGGUAUGAACCAUUAUCUGAAAAUGACGAGAACAAAGAAGCAGCACUCAGAGCCCUUGAUUUUGAAAUUGGAUGGUUUCUCGAUCCACUUUUCUUUGGCAAAUAUCCUCCUUCAAUGAGAAGACUUGUGGGGGGAAGACUACCAAAAAUAUCACGUGUAACUGCAAAGUUCCUCACAGGAACCCUGGAUUUCAUUGGCAUGAACCACUACACCUCCUUGUAUGCUCGAAAUGAUAGGAUCGGGAUUCGAAAACUAAUAUUCAAUGAUGCUUCAUCAGAUUCUAAUGUCAUUACUACUCCACACAAAGGCGUCUCUACCAUCGGAGAAAGAGCAGCUUCCCGCUGGUUACGUAUUGUUCCAUGGGGAAUCCGGAAAUUGGCAAUUUAUUUGAAAUAUAAGUAUGGGAACCCACCAGUGAUUAUAACAGAGAACGGCAUGGAUGAUCCAAACAAACGGUCCAUACCUUUAGAAAAGGCACUACAGGAUGAUAAGAGAAUAAGAUACCAUAUAGAUUACCUAUCAAAUCUAUCCAGUGCUAUUAGGCAAGAAGGCUGCAAUGUCCAAGGCUACUUUGCGUGGUCGCUACUGGAUAAUUGGGAGUGGAACAUGGGAUAUACUGUUCGAUUUGGACUCUACUACGUCGACUACAAGAACAAUCUUACGAGGAUUCCAAAGGCAUCCGUUCAGUGGUUUCAGAGCAUGCUCAAAUCAGAAGAUAAACAGACAAAUCAAACUAUAUGUUCCUAAUAGUCUUUACAAUUUGAAUCUCAUAUCAAGUAUAACAAUGUACAUUUUAUGUCAAAACUGAAAUUGAAUGAAUGAUUACGAAAAUGACGACACAGGAAGGAAAAAAAUGUUAAAGACGUGGAUUUGUAAA
This is a messenger RNA of Benincasa hispida (wax gourd), 2452 nucleotides long. Lineage: Eukaryota; Viridiplantae; Streptophyta; Magnoliopsida; Cucurbitales; Cucurbitaceae. The record is from RefSeq and is a predicted model, not a curated record.